UUGCAAAGCUGGGGUUAAGCUUCACGUUCCUCCAUCCCCGGUAAUCCGGACGAUUUCCUACUUUCCUACCCGGCCCCCGCAGACACCGCCUGAGACCAUCCAGCGAAAUUCCCCCGGCCUUCCCCAUCCCAGCUUGCGACCGGCUUGCAAUGCGGUAAACCGCCGUCGCCGCCCCGGAAGCUCCUGAAUCGCCGCUGGCCUGACCACCGUCGUCAUGACUAUCACAUCGGUGCAGACCCUUCUGCCCGGCCGCUUUGGGAUCAACUCGACGGAGAAAACCGCCGCGAAGAAACCUCCCACGCUCUACAAUGCCCAGGACCAUCCUUUCAAGGGCUACCACCCGCCCCAGACGGAAGGCUAUGAGCGGAGCAAAGCCAACCCGGACACAAGCGCUAUCGUGAUCGAUAAUGGCUCGAACCUGCUCAAGGCGGGCUGGUCGUUCGACAAAAACCCCCAGUUAAUCGUGCCCCCUGUGAUGAGCCGGUACCGGGACCGGAAGUUGAACAAGGCCUGCCAGUUUCUCGGAUACGAUGCCUACGUGGAUGCUACGACGCGCGGUCAACUGCGCUACGCUUUCGACCCCGGCACGAGUGUCGUCGGCAACUGGGAUGUCAUGGAGGGAUUGCUAGAUUAUACCUUCAUCAAAUUGGGAGUAGACGGAGCCAACGGAGGCGUCGACCGACCCAUCGUGAUGACGGAACCGAUCGCGAACCUCAACUAUCCCAAGCGAAUGAUGAAUGAGAUCUUGUUCGAAUGUUAUAAUGCGCCCUCCGUCGCGUACGGAAUCGACUCGCUGUUCUCGUACCGGUAUAAUCGCGGAACCGACGGAUUGAUCGUCUCCUCGUCCCAUACCUCCACGCACGUUAUCCCCGUUCUGAAUAACAAGGCACUGCUGUCGAACUGUUCCCGGCUGAACUGGGGCGGCAUGCAGGCCUCGGAGUACCUGCUGAAGCUGAUGAAGUUGAAAUACCCGACAUUCCCUGCGCGCAUGACUGAAGCCCAAAUGGAGGAUCUGGUUCACAAGCACUGUUACGUCUCGAAGGACUACGACCGUGAGCUAGGCGGCUACCUGGACUGGACAGGUCUCGAGGAUAGGGAUCGUGUUGUUCAAUACCCUUUCACGGAGCAUGUGGUGCCAGAAAAGUCCGAGGAAGAACUGGCACGGAUUGCGGAGAGAAAGAAAGAGAGUGGACGCCGGCUGCAAGAACAAGCCGCCAAGAUGCGCCUGGAAAAGCUUAUGAAGAAGGAGCAGGAGCUAGAGUACUAUAAAGAUCUACAGCGCGGUCUUGCAUCGGAGACUAAGAAGGAGAUGAAGCGGGUUCUGGAAGCAGAGGAUCUGAAGGACGAAGCUCACCUUGAACGAUUGAUCCGGGACCUCGAACGUUCCAUCAAGCGGUCUAGAAACCGAGAUCUGGGUGUGGAGGAGAACGAGGAGCCGAGCGAAGAGAUGUCUUUCCCGCUGUUGGACGUCCCGGAUGAGGAGCUGGACGAGGCUGGCGUGAAAGAGAAACGCCACCAGCGACUCAUGAAGUCCAAUGUUGAGGCCCGUCAGCGCGCAAAGGCCGAGAAGGAACGAGAGAAAGCCCGCCAGGAGGAAGAAGAGCGCCUCGAUCGAGAGAGGCGGGAGAAUGAUUUCGACAACUGGCUCGCAGAGAGGCGAGCAAAUCGCCAGAACGUACUGCAAAAAAUUAAGGAACGCGACAGGUUCAAGGCAGACCUUGGUAACCGCAAGUCCCUUGCCAGUCAAAUGCGCAUGAAGACCCUGGCCAACCUCGCCGCCGACGGUCCCAAAAAACGAAGAAGAGGUGGCGACGACGACAACUUCGGUGCCAACGACGAUGAUUGGGGUGUCUACCGAACGGUUGCAACUGGUGAACAGAGUGACGAGGAGGAAGAGGAAGAUCUCGGCGGGAUGCUGAAUACGGUUGAGAAAGAGCUUCUCGAAUACGAUCCGGAUUUCACGGAAAACCACACCCUGGCUGCUCAGUCCGACUGGACUAAGAGCUUAGUGCACGUCUUCCUGCGCGGUCCCUGGCCAUUUGACCCCGAAAGCCAACGCGAGGCCCAUCAGCUGCAUCUCAACGUCGAGCGCAUUCGAGUGCCCGAGAUUGUAUUCAAGCCGUCAAUCGCCGGCAUUGACCAAGCAGGAUUGAUCGAGGUUGCCGCAGAUGUGGUCAACCAGCGGUUUUCCAACCCCGAGGACCAGGCCAAAUUACUGCGCGACGUGUUUUUCACCGGCGGCAACACCAUGUUCCAGAACUUCGACGAACGGUUCCGCAAUGAUUUCCGCGCUUUCCUGCCCGUCGACGCCGAGCUGAACGUGCGUCGGGCCAAGGACCCCGUGCUCGAUGCCUGGAAGGGAGCCGCCCAGUGGGCUUCUAGCGCCGAACUGGGCAAGUCGUCCGUCACUCGACAAGAGUAUCUCGAGAAAGGCAGCGAAUAUAUCAAGGUACGUAAUGGAUCCCACCGAGACCAGCUUGAUCUCCAUUACACGAUCGCAUUGGCCAAUUGCUAAUUUGCCUCUUCCGCAGGAACACGACCUGGGGAAUAUCACCUCGUGGUAGACUAGACACGUGUCACGAAUCGAAACCUCUCGUUUGGAUCUUCGCUGCGUAGUCUGUUUUACACGGCGUCCACAUGUCCCAUGAUCC
Molecule: messenger RNA, 2651 nt
Organism: Aspergillus steynii IBT 23096
Lineage: Eukaryota; Fungi; Ascomycota; Eurotiomycetes; Eurotiales; Aspergillaceae
Product: actin-related protein ARP5
Exons: 4
Coding region: 215-2515 (766 amino acids)
Biological process (GO): regulation of DNA-templated transcription
Cellular component (GO): cytoplasm; Ino80 complex
Source: RefSeq, a predicted model, not a curated record